Molecule: messenger RNA, 4313 nt
Organism: Pristis pectinata (smalltooth sawfish)
Lineage: Eukaryota; Metazoa; Chordata; Chondrichthyes; Rhinopristiformes; Pristidae
Product: glutathione hydrolase 1 proenzyme-like
Exons: 13
Coding region: 222-2015 (597 amino acids)
Biological process (GO): regulation of immune system process; peptide modification; glutathione catabolic process
Cellular component (GO): plasma membrane
Molecular function (GO): glutathione gamma-glutamate hydrolase
Source: RefSeq, a predicted model, not a curated record
GUUGACAUCAAUAUCAGGACCAGAAAUCUUUUCAUUUCAAUCCCACUGGAACAUCAACUUUUAUUUUAAAAGCAACAGUUGUAAAGCGAUUGCCAUGGUGAUUUGAGGGAAGAAUUACAAACGAUUGUUGUCAAUUGAGAGAAAGGAGCAACUGUUCAUGUGAAGUGAAGGCCCUGGUCAGAAAAUCUAUGCUGCACAGAACUUACUAAGCAAAUGCAAAAAUGAGUGAUGAGAAUCCAUCUGAAAUCGGAGCACUUAAUGAGAAUAGCUCAAACACAAUCCCACUACAACCUAGAAUUAAACAGGAUGGCAUUAACAACCCUGGAACAUUUGACUCUGGACAUUUGGGAAACAGUGUUGGAGCAAUUAUGCAUCUGGACUGGGGAUGUAAGGCCUGUGAGUUUCAUAAGGACACUGCUGUAGCAUCUGAUGCAGCACCUUGUUCUAAAAUUGGCAGAGACGUCCUGAAGUGGAACGGAUCAGUGGUUGAUGCAGCCAUCGCAGCACUGCUCUGCAUUGGACUGGUGAAUGCCCACAGUAUGGGCAUCGGAGGAGGGCUGAUCCUCACUGUGUACAAUGCAUCAACAGGAGUUGUUGAAGUUAUCAAUUCAAGAGAAGUGGCUCCAGAGCAAGAAAUUCGCAGCAACCUGGACACAGGAGGGCCGUCAAUUGGAGUUCCAGGUGAAAUCAGAGGAUAUGCCCUUGCACAUCAACGACAUGGCCGGUUACCAUGGAAGCAAUUGUUUGAGCCAUCCAUUACAUUUGCAAGAAAAGGUUUUCCGGUGGGUAAGAGCCUUGCCGUCGCCCUAGAAGCAAAUAAAGUGCAAAUAGAAGAAAGUGCUUCGCUAUGUGAUGUGUUCUGUAAGAAAAACAGCAACAGAAUUUUGAAUGAAAAUGACCUAAUAUAUUUUCCACAAUUAGCGGACACACUACAAAUGAUAGCAGAUGAAGGGCCAGACGCAUUCUACGAUGGACCUAUUGCUGAGGACAUUGUUCACUCUGUUAGCCAAUCAGGUGGUCUAAUUUCCCGAAAGGACCUGAAGCAGUAUAAGGCGAGAGAGGAGACAGCGAUAAAUGUGACUUUGGGUGACUACACAUUGUACGUCCCUGGUGCUCCGUCAGGUGGACCGGUCCUUGCACUCAUUCUGAAAAUCCUCGAAGGAUAUAAGUUUUCCAGAGAGAGUAUAUCCACUCAAGAAAAGAAAGUCUUAACGUACCAUAGAAUUAUCGAAGCCUUCAAAUUUGCAUUUGCAGAGAGAAGCAAGUUGAAAUAUCCAACUUCUGGUGACCAUAGGGAGGUCAUUGAGAUGAUCUCAAAAGCAAAUGAAAUUCGAGAAAGGAUCAAUGACAGUAACACCAGUGAAGGAAUUGAUGAUUAUGGGAUAAAGUGCCUUUUACCUGGGCAGAGUGGAACAUCCCAUCUCUCUGUGGUAGCAGAAGAUGGUAAUGCAGUGUCGGUUACCAGCACCAUCAAUGGCCGUUUUGGAUCGUUUGUCCGUUCUAAUGUGACUGGCAUAAUAUUCAACAAUCAGAUGGCAGACUUCUCCUCCUCACAGAUUGAAGAUGAGAACAGUCUACCACCAUGUUCUCAGAACUAUGUUCAACCCGGCAGAAGACCCUUCUCUGCUAUGUCUCCUGCAAUUAUCCUCGACAAAGAUAAAAAUGUGAAAAUGGUGGUUGGAGCUUCGGGCAGCUCGAGGAUCAUCACAGCAACUGCUCUGGUUAUAAUCAAUGCACUUUGGUUUGGUGAUGAUGCUUGUGAGGCAGUGAACAAGCCAAGAAUCCAUCACCAACUACUGCCAAACUUUGUUCAAUUUGAGUCUGAGGAACAGGAACAAAAUGCAGAAGAGCUCCGCCAGUUUCGCAGGGAAAUGGAGAAUGACCUAAAGAAGAAGAUGCACAUCACUGGUUUUGCCGAUAUGCCUUCAGUAGUGCAGGCUAUUGUAAAAGAAGGGCAUGUUUGGCAUGCUGUUUCAGAUACCACGCGUAAAGGUGGUUGUCCUGCAGGAUACUGAAAUGCUCCGAGGCCUUUUCAACUUCUGCAUAUCAUUGCAUGAAUUAUUGUAGAAUAUUUUGGCCGAUUAUGAGUAGGAGUUUUAUCUGUGAAUUGCCACCACUAUGUGGCUCGCUGAAGACCUUAACAUUGUGAAACAAACUGAACCAAACCAUUUGUUGAAAGCUGGAAAGUCUCGUGCUGUGAUGCAUCCAGAGGGUUAUAAAUCACAGGACUGUAAAGAUGGCGAGCAAUUAAUCUCAACAAAGGUUCUCAACUAUCAUGAGUAAAUUGAAGGUUUUAGUGUGCACUGUUCAAGCUUUUCCAAACAAUCAUUUACAAUGAUGCUAUCAAAUGUUCAUAUAUGCUCCUUGAACCAAUGGGAGCAAUAAGUUGGAAAAUGUACCCAUAAUAUACCUUUAACAAAGACUAUGCUAACCACAAUACAUUGCUGACUUCUGAACAUGUGACCAUAUCUAUUGAGAUGAGGAAAAUUAAGGCUCAGGUUAAAGCUUAUCAGGAAAUGAUAUGGGAAUUAAAUUAAAUAUAGAUAUUAAUGAGUGAGCUGAAUUCACUGAAUAUUUCACCUUGAAUUCUAUGACUACUUGUGUGGCUUUGAUGAGGAUUCCAUUGGUGUCCCAUCAGAGUUAGCGAAAGUAACCAGUAGAAACCUCAAAGAAUUUCAAGACCUUUGACUUUUGGAUCCAUUUCUUCACUAGAGGACAAAAGUAACGAAAGAGUGAACAGUUGUGAAUGUCAUCGGCCUUUAAGUGACCGGGGCAUUUCAUUGCUUCAGUUCCCUGAAUUACUUAAUUGACCACUCAUAAUUGCAAUUAAUAAGAUUAAUGAAGCUGCUAUUUUUGAUUCCAAAGGCACAAUUUUGUGAUAAAUAUCUGAUUACAAAAAUAAUAAUGGCCAAUUAAGAUCAGCUGCCUUCAUGAAUAAGCAUUAUAUAAGACAUGUAAUGCAGCAAAGUUUACCAAGACUUUUCUAAGAUUGCACAUAAUUUAUUCUUAUCUCUGCUAACCUUAAGUUGAAGCAGAGAACGGUAAAAAAUGGCAGAAUACAAUGCCAGUUAAAUAAUAUUGUAGACAGAAAUUUCAGAUCCAAUUGUAUUCUUUCUGUCCAGCGGAAACUAAUUCAGUAGGAAUCUCAAAGAAUUUCAGAAGCUUUGACUUUCAGGUCCAUUUCAAUCCCAGGAUGAAGAACUGAAACACCAAACAGUUAUGAUAGAGUUAAUAUUAGCCCUUUCAACUUAGCUGUUCUCACUGUGUACCUAUGGGUAUAGAUCUCAAUAUUUUUCUUUUGAGAAGGUGAGAGAGGAUCAGCUCUCAGAAGGCAGCAGUGUCCUUUCUUAUAUGUGCAAAUUAGUCUCCAAUGACAUCAUUGGGACUGAUUGCAAUUUCAGCUGAAGCAGAAAGGCAGUAGGUAACUUGGUUUAUUAUUGUCACAUGUACUGAGGUACAAUGAAGAACUUUGUUUUGCAUGCCCUGCAUACAGAUCAUUUCAUCACAUCAGUGCAUUGAGGUAGUACAAGGGAAAACAAUACAAGAAGUGCCUGAACUAGAAGGUCCAAUACAAUAAAUGGAUUUUAGUUUUAUUAUAUGACAAGCAGAGCUAGAGAAGAAAACCUUGAGCCUUCCCAACUUGUUCCUCAGAUCCUCCUUAAUAGCUUCUUGCCUCCCAAUAUCUUACUCUCACUUCAUUUAGGAGGUGGAUAAGACAGAUGAAAUGCAGAAGUUAGCCUCCUGGCGUUUAAAUAUGGAGAUAUGAUAUUUGCUGAGCGCUCCUCACUUGCACUCUGUUCCACCCCCCUUUUAAAAUUAUUCCCUUGGCUCCAUAAUAAUUCUUUGCUCAACAGACAAAUGUUUGCCAAAUACAUGACAGAAUAACAAAGACCACAUUAAAAAUCCGUUGGCAUAUUAUUUCUCUGCCACUAAACAACAAAUGUGCUUUUCCAUCAACACUGUGCAUGCUAAGAUUUGAUUGAAUCAAAUGUUCUGUUAUUCUAUUCUCAAAUUUCUGCAUGACUGCAGUAGGUGUUGUCUAAUUGCAAAAGACAUAAUUAAAAUACACAGAUUGCUAUGUGUUGUAAUUGUGGCACACUGUAGUUUAGGAAGGUAGACAGUGUCUCAUUACCUACACUAAUUCAGGUGUACUCAGCUAACUGUAUAUUUAAUCAAUUUAGAAUGAAUAUUUUUACUUAUUCUUAAUCUAGCGUUAUGGUUUUGUGAAAAAGCAAAGUUUCUAACAUAGUAGAAACUAAAGAUAUUUAUAAUUUCAAGAUAUUCAAAUAAAAAAUCAAAAUGUUAGAAAUGCA